Molecule: messenger RNA, 886 nt
Organism: Oryza brachyantha (malo sina)
Lineage: Eukaryota; Viridiplantae; Streptophyta; Magnoliopsida; Poales; Poaceae
Product: protein SODIUM POTASSIUM ROOT DEFECTIVE 2-like
Exons: 1
Coding region: 7-615 (202 amino acids)
Molecular function (GO): metal ion binding
Source: RefSeq, a predicted model, not a curated record
UCAGUGAUGGCCUCUCUGGUGUUGAAGGAUCUGAACAAGCGCUUCCUGGGCCUCUCCUGCUCCUCCGCCGCCUCCACCUCCAUCGUCGUCUCCGGCCGCCACUCGCCGCCGCACCUCCGAGACCCAGCUCGCACGCCAAGCAAGAAGCCGAAGAAGAGCAAGCAGCAGCUAGUUAGCCCCGCAAGCUCCUCCAGGUUCCUCCUCAACUCUUCGCGGAUGCAACCCGCGGAUGAUAGUAUAAUCAUCCGUAACGACCGCGAGUUGGAGUUGGCGCCGCCAGUUACUGCUGCGGCGGAAGAGGAGAAAGAGAUAGCAGCAGCCGGAGCCGGAGACGGGAGAGAGACGUCGCAGCCGCAGGUGCAGGUGGUGGUGCUGCGGGUGUCCCUGCACUGCAAGGGGUGCGCCGGCAAGGUGAAGAAGCACAUCUCCAGGAUGGAGGGCGUCACCUCCCUGGACAUCGACAUCGCCACCAAGAAGGUCACGGUGGUCGGAGACGUCACGCCGCUAGCCGUGCUCAGCACCGUCUCCAAGAUCAAGCCCGCCCAGUUCUGGCCCACGACGCCCACCCUAUCAUCGCCAUCGCCUGCGCCGCCCCGCGCCUCCGCCUCCUUCUGAUCCAUACGUACAAAGUUUAUGCUGCUUUCGUCUCGUCCAUCAAGAAUUGCAAUUUUAGUUUUGCAAAUAAUUUAAAAGGAGAUGAAAUUAUUUGUAUCUGUAAGCAUAUGGAGUGGAUCAGUGGAGAAGAGUACAUUAAUAUUUAUUAUACGAGAUUUACUCUGAUCCUCUCUUUUUACCGUAGGAUACCAGUACCAUGAUAUACUAUAAUUUUUAUCCGUGUUACAUAUCUCAUGAUCAGGCUGGCACUAAAAUUCACCCGUGCUACAUA